This is a messenger RNA of Oryza sativa Japonica Group (Japanese rice), 1254 nucleotides long. RefSeq names its product ethylene-responsive transcription factor ERF061. Gene Ontology annotation, biological process: regulation of DNA-templated transcription. Gene Ontology annotation, molecular function: DNA binding; DNA-binding transcription factor activity. Lineage: Eukaryota; Viridiplantae; Streptophyta; Magnoliopsida; Poales; Poaceae. The record is from RefSeq and is a predicted model, not a curated record.
CGAGUACUUGGCGAAAUCUCGAGCAAAUCACCACAAGAAUGCCCUUCCCGCCUUGCCCGUAACAUCCGCUGCUAAUUACGAAAUUACCCUCCCGCCUCCGGGAUUCCCAUGGACGCCAGCCUCCGCACACUGCCUCCGGCGAUCUUCCCCGGCGAGGUCCGCUCCGCCGUCUCCUCCCUCCUCCUCUCUCCCGGCGGCAGCGCCCUCGACACCGUGUUCUCCCACCUCCCGCCGCCCGUCACCAUCCCGCCGCUCGGCUCCAGCGUCUACUACCGCCAGAGCGAGCUCCUGCGCCACUUCGCCGCGUCGCAGGCGGCGCAGGCGCAGAGCGCCACCGCCGCCGCCAGCUCUUCGUCGGCCGCCGCGGCGGGUCUCGACGAUGGCGCGCCGCGGAAGCUGUACCGCGGCGUGCGGCAGCGGCAGUGGGGGAAGUGGGUGGCCGAGAUCAGGCUGCCGCAGAACCGGGUGCGCGUGUGGCUCGGCACCUACGACUCGCCGGAGACCGCCGCGCACGCCUACGACCGCGCCGCGUUCAAGCUCCGCGGCGAGUACGCGCGCCUCAACUUCCCCGGCGUCAUGGACGGCCGCGACUGCCCCGACAACCUGCGCCAACUCCGCGACGCCGUCGACGCCAAGAUCCAGGCCAUCCGCGUCCGCAUGGCGCGCAAGCGCGCGCGCGCGCGCCGCCAGCGCGAGGAGAGCAAGAAGAGCCAACGCGCCGAGGACGCGAAGGCGGCGACGCCGUCUCGCCCCGUGGCCUCCGAGCGCGCCGCGUCCGAGACGACGACGACGACAACCACGACGUCGUCGUCGUACGGGUCACCGGACGGCGUGCUCUCCAUGAGCGCGGCGUCCGUCGACGGCGACUGCCCGCUCGAGCGGAUGCCGUCGUUCGAUCCCGAGUUGAUCUGGGAGAUGCUUAACUUCUAGCUGCGUAGAUGGAGUACGAACCAUGGACACGAACCAACCGACACCAAGGUCCAUGGAUGGCCAUGAUUGGUUGCAGAGUUUGAGCUCUUAGAAAUUCUUCGCUGUUAGGUGAUGAUGGAUUAUUGGUUAUUUGUGAAGGUUAUAACCUAGAAAUAUUAGAAGGAUAUCAGCAAUAAAUCGUCCCGAGAAAAUUGGGCUUUGUUAGAAAUGACUAAUUAGUAACAACAUGUAUACUCGAAUACUCGAUCUGUCGUGGGUUUUUGCAUCGACAAAGUUGUAAAAACUAAUCACUGAAUUUCUAGCUCUACAAAAAUGUUGCUCGUA